Messenger RNA from Gaeumannomyces tritici R3-111a-1, 2288 nucleotides. RefSeq lists its product as hypothetical. The coding region runs from base 46 to 1422 and encodes 458 amino acids. The transcript has a single exon. NCBI's taxonomy places the organism in Eukaryota, Fungi, Ascomycota, Sordariomycetes, Magnaporthales, Magnaporthaceae. The record is from RefSeq and is a predicted model, not a curated record.
CAAAGCACCGGACACCCCCAUCGAUCAAAUAAUUUUUCUUCGAGUAUGCGUAGCUUGCUAGACACGAUUCGAGGCCGCAAAAAGCGGCGGAGCGACAAGGAAAUAAACUUCCCGGUGUUGCCACCGCCUCCUCUCCCUCUUCUCCCCGCUCAGCGGGAGCGGCCCAUCACGCCUCCUGCGAAUACCACCGCUGCAGCUGCCGAAAACCUUGUCGUCGCGCUCGGCACCUUCGCCUGCCUGCCACCGGAGCUGCGCCGGCGUGUGCUCGUCGCCGCCUUCGGCGAUCGCACGCUCCACUUGGACCUACGGCUCGCCCCGCGCGGCAAACGGGCGAGCGGCUCGGUCACGUCUGCCGGCAAGUACGAGCAUGGCCGCGGGAUGGCCCCCCUCAGCUCGACUCGCCUCGCUGUUGUGGGUUGGGGAGUCCCGGGCGAGAUGAUGGCGGGCAAGUAUGUGGGUUCUAAGAUGAAGUCGGAUUGGUCAGAGUGGGAGUGGUGCUGGUACGGCUGCGUGUGCCACCGUCUACUCCCCCGCGGGUCGGCCAUGGAACGCCGCAUUUUCACGGCCCGCCGCCGCUCCCCGUAUAUCUGGCCGCAUCGAGACUUCUGCAUCCGCGGCGAGGCCGAGCUGUGCGAGGCGUGGCCGCCGCCAAGGCCCGCUACUGCAGGCACACAGGCCCAAGCUACAGGCAUAUGCGAUUAUGCUGUCGGCGCCUUGGGCUGGCUGCGCGCGUGCCGGCAAGCCUACGUCGAGGGCAUCGAUGUGCUUUAUGCGACCAACACGUUUUUCCUCGAGAGCCGGGACCUCCUGGACAUCCUCAUGUCCAGCCCUCCCGAUCCCUAUUCCCACAUCCCCGACGCCUGCCGGCGCCUGCUUCUACCGGAGCGCCUGGCCAUGAUACGGUCGCUCGAGCUGCGGUGGGAGAUCGUGCUUUUUGGGGACCUGCCCCGGCCAUCCCCUUGGCUCGAUUACAACAAGGGCAGAUUGCGACUACUCCCGAAUCUGGCCAGCCUGAUGGUUCCGUUCCCGAACUUGCGCUCCCUUGUCGUCUCUUUCUCAGGAGUCCUUUACAACGACUGGCGUGUGCGUCCGGCCGGUCGCCUGCCCGAAAUCGACCGCUUGCUGCUGCGGCCGGUCGCCCUCGCAUUGGCGCAUAUCGCGCCGCAGCUGGAAAAGCACGCCGUGGUAGAGCUACCGUCGAAUGUGUUUCGCGACCUCGAGGGUUUCGGCCUCGAGGAAGAGCAGCGAGGAGACGAAUGGGGCCACGGCAAAGGCAGUUGGCUGCGGUACCCAAUCCGGGACUCGUUCUACUACAUCAAGGAAGGGGAGGAGAGCGACCUGUAUUGGGACCACGAGGGCAACCACGGGAGCAUGUCCGGCAUCAUGAACAAUACGGACCCGCGUCAUACGCAUCUUACAUGAUCCGGAACGACCAAACAAAUAAAAAAGAAAUCAAGAGACAAGAACGAUUUACCCAAGUUGGCUCCUCUCUCUCUCUCUCUCUCUCUCUCUCUUCGUGUCAUAAAUUGCGUUUCAAACCACUAUACCCCAACGCACACGUACACGUCCGGCCAAAGCUCGGCGCACUCGCCCCCGUUAUUCACGGCCGGGUUCCAGAGAUAAAAGUCGCUACGAUGGGUGUUGUGGGUAGCCGGACAUUUUCUGGGCGAUUUUGCGCCUCCUCGCCGAGAGAGUGAGAGAGAGGAUGGAGAAGUGGCAAGGACGAAGAGACACUUACCUGAGAGCGAUGCCGUGGUUGUUGGCAAUCGCCCGACACCCGUCCCCAGACUUCACAAGGUAGAACUUCUUGCACCCGCUUACCAUGCCACCUUGGAUUGGUGUGGGCGUCGCGCCGGGCCCGCUGCUUGUGGUUGUUCCGGUCAUGGAGGCUGAUGAUGACGUGCUGCCUGUGGUAGUUUUAGUCACGGUAGCUGAUGAUGGCCUGGUUGUGCUCGACUUCCGCCCGACGCAGACGUAAAAGUCAGGCUUGAGACCGCCGCAGGCGUCCCCAAGAGCCGGGUUCCAGGCUUUAAGGUCGCCCAGGCUGAUGCCACUCCGGGAGGCGAUGGUGUUGCAUUUGUCGACACUCGAGACGAGCCAGAAGCUGGCGCAGUCGAGCGCGAUUCCCUCCUGGGUCGGGAGGUCCUCGGCCGGGGUCGUCGUCGGCUUCGUAACGGGCGUGAUUCGCGUUGUCGGGGUGCCCGGGACGCCGACGCAAUAGUAACUCUCCAUUACGAUGCCGGAGCAGUCACUCCGUACGGACGGGUUCCAGCCGAUAAAGUCGGCCG